Leptinotarsa decemlineata (Colorado potato beetle) is the source of this 3098-nucleotide messenger RNA. RefSeq lists its product as uncharacterized. The record is from RefSeq and is a predicted model, not a curated record. Gene Ontology annotation, cellular component: histone deacetylase complex; transcription regulator complex. NCBI's taxonomy places the organism in Eukaryota, Metazoa, Arthropoda, Insecta, Coleoptera, Chrysomelidae. Gene Ontology annotation, biological process: regulation of transcription by RNA polymerase II; negative regulation of DNA-templated transcription. Gene Ontology annotation, molecular function: transcription corepressor activity.
UAUCAACGACAACAACGGAUGAUAAGAAGCCAGGAAGUACCUCCGAAUUAGUAAAGGUGUCAACUAAACGCUCAAGACCCAAACCAACUUCACCAAAUAGACAAGGUCCUCAGCAAUGCCAGGUCUGUGCCAAAGUAUUCGGUAACGCCUCUGCGCUGGCAAAGCACAAACUGACUCAUAGUGACGAGCGAAAAUAUGUCUGCAGCAUGUGUGGGAAAGCUUUCAAGCGACAAGACCACCUUAACGGCCACAUGCUCACGCACCGCAACAAGAAACCCUACGAGUGCAAAGCUGAGGGCUGCGGCAAGAGCUACUGCGACGCUCGUUCUUUGCGACGGCACACCGAAAACCACCAUAGCUCAACCGUCAACACUACGACGACGACGACCAUGUCACCGGCCCAGGGUGCGGCUUCGGGGGAUGCCGCUUCACCACAUGGCUCGAGCUGCAUCCAGUAUGCGCCGCCUCCCACCUCGACUUCUCCCUCUACGUCGAGCGCGGGGGGCAAGAGUCAGCUGCAGCAGCUGUUGGCAACGGAUCCUGCUAAGAGUGGAAGCAGCGGCAACAAUGACGGGUUAACCAAACAACAGCUCGAUCUGAUACAUCAAAUAAUGGAACAGACCCAGAGACAAUCGCAAGCCGUUGUAGCAGCGGCAAACAAAUCAACCCCAAAGCCAACUAACAAACCCAGCAGCAGUAAAUCGUCCAGCAAGUCGCAUCAGAACAAAACAGCGUGGUUAUCGGCGGCAAAUCAGCAACAGGGUACAUCGAACAAAAACAGCGGCGGAUCAAGUGGAAGCAGCACUAGCAGUGGUGCACCUAGUCCUCAGGCGAAAGUCACCACAACAUCUACACCCACUACAUCUCCGGUUAAUUCAACUACAGGAAAACCGGAACAGAAACCAGUGGAAUGCAACCUAUGCCACAGAAAAUUUAAGAAUAUCCCCGCUCUCAAUGGUCACAUGAGAUUGCAUGGUGGAUAUUUCAAGAAAGAAUCUGAAAACAAAAAAUGCGAGAAAAAAGACACCUCUGGCCCUCCAUUGCAAACGGCAAGUUUCAGCGUGCGAGCGCUGAUAGAAGAAAAAAUAAUAAACAAGCGCAUCACCAACACUCCGCACUCAUCGUCUUCAUCCGUUCCGACAGAAGAUUCUAAAUCCAACGCUCCGCCGCUCUUUCCUCUGACCGUGCAUUCCUCGUCGAACAACACGGAUUUGGAAUCUAAAAUCUCCUCGUUCGUAGUUCCCGCUCCGCCGCAACAGAACACGGAGAAGGUCAGAAGACAUUCCGAUGCAGAAUCGUUGAGGGGGUCCAGCACGCAGCAGGAGGCCCAAGCGUUAGCAGAUCUUAUCCUCAAGAGAGAGAAGGCUACUGUGAAGAGGACCGUUUCUGAUCCUGGUCAAUCGCAGUCUUCUCCUCUCAUUCAUUUCCAGCAGAAUGAUUCGUUCACGCUAGCCAAUGUCAGUUACCAAUCUGAAGAAGCGGAAUUCAUAUCGUCGAGUCUUCAAGACGAAGUGUUCACGCAAGUUCAGGACAGCAUGCUUCUUCAAGGAGUUGAUCCUCACCAGUUGGCUUCUAUUCAAUUCCAAACCGACAGUCUACUUCAAGACCAAAACGAACAGCAACUUCAAGACUUCAAAUUAGACGACAUCAGUCUUCAAGAGUCGGUUCAACAGUCACCAUCGUACCAGUCGAGUCACUCGGUCAACCAAGAACUUCAAGCCGUUCUGGAUUCUCCGUUGCCAGAGAGUUUAGCAGAGUUCAGCACCUUCCAUUCUACGAACAGCCUGGAUAUGCCUUCGCCAGGUUAUCAGACGCAUUCUCCUGCACAGUACGCGAGGUCGCCUCAUACGAUAACUGCGCAGUCUCCUUUGCAGAGUCCGCUGAUAAGACACGAUUCGCCAGGUUUCGCUUAUCCGACGCCUCCAGCAAGUCAUGAGGGACAAAGUCCAGGAUUCGGGCAAAAUACUAUUCUUCCAAUGGUGUCGCCAAACGCACAAGAAUUUGGACAGAUUGUUGAGAGAGGAGUUUAUGAGGAACCGCCACAAGCGUCAUCUCCUCUAUCAGCCGCAUUUUUCACUUCGACCAUGUCCAGCUCGGCAGCAGUGGAAGAGGCCUUAGAAGAGGUGCUUCCUGGAGAAACCCUCUAUCCCCUCACCAACUCCCCCUCUCCUCAGUCCCCCCUCGGGUUAACGCCAGUCCCGUCUCCCAUCUCCAGCAUAGUCAGCACCUCAGUUCCAUCUCCUCAUCCUUCAACGACUUAUUCCCCGUCACCGAAUACUUCCACAUACUCAAUGUCCAGCAGCUGGUGCAACGGGGUGAUGCUUCCAAACUCCGACGACCCUUUGCUCUCCAGCAGCCCCAAAGAUUUUGUUCCGAGAAAAAAGAUCGAAAUAAACGGAAUGCCCCUCAGACUGAUCAGCAACAACGGUCUGAUAGAGUUGAACAGCGCGAACUUCGCGGGCAUCUUGGUCGAUGCCAAUGGAGAAAUCAAGCUAAUCCAAACUGGCGGAAACAAUUUUCAAUCGAAGAAUUUUCUGUUGGCUAACACCACGCAGAUAAUCACCCAAGACAACAGUGACGACAAGAGUAAAGUACAAAAGGUGAUAAAAACUGUACAAUGCACAAUUCCAACGAAACAUAUUAUUAACAGGCCUAAGCAAGUUACCGAAAUCAAAAAAGAAGAGAGCAACGAUGUUUUUCUUAGUCCUACUUCGAUACCUGCUAGUCCAGUAAGGGUUUCGAGGAAAAGACCUAGAACAGAACCCCUACAGCUACCUGUACUACACCAGUCAAAAUUGAGGGCAACUAGGAGUAAACCGCAGGGUUCUGCUCCUUAUACACCUCAACCUAUACUCAAUCCUCAGAGGCCUGGAACAGGCCUUUACUCUAAUUUGAAGAGUAAAAACGAUGAAGGCGUCAGUUGGAACAGUGACCCCGUCCCGGAAAGUGACUCUACACCGCACGUGAACAUAGGAUCGCACUUUCAAUGCAAAAUACCCCAUUUUACAUCUGCUCCCAAAAGAAGUAGUCCGGAACCAAGUUACGAAGAUCUGCUCUGGGAUCCAGGUAUAAGCAGCUGUACCGACAGUGAAGAAUGA